AUAUGUACGUUUGUGGAUACGUUUUCGACGGUCUGAAGUCGAUCCAAUUUUUCGGUUUGGUUCCAAGUUCAAGGAGCAUUCCCGUUCGAAAUCGUCUAGUAAAUCAAACACAACACGGCUAAUUGGCUGCUAAGUAAUUCCCCGUACAGAUGUUUUUAUGCAGUUUAGUGGUUCGUCAGCUGGCACAGAUUUGGGAUUCCAUUUUUUCGCGAUUCGCAAUCGCAUUUGGCAGCCAACGCACGACUAAAUCCACUGCCAGAAUCCCCAUAUUACCACCUGUCUGUGCGCCUCUUUCUCUGCUUUCUCCCUUUCUCUGUCGGCAUUUCUCUUUGUCAUGUCUGUGUCCCCCAUUUCAUAAUUAUUUGGUGUGCACGGCUUUUGCUUUUGUUCUGUGCUCGGUGUUUUUUCGGUCUUGCCCGCCACACCACCUACAUACGAUGGGAAAUCGGGCGAACUCAGACACGGAAAAUAUGGCAAAAAAUGGGUCGGAAAAAAGCUAUCAUCCCAGCUGUAUCGCUGAAAUGUCAAUGGUGCAAUUAAAGAGAAAUACGAGUUUUUCAAAGAACAAAAAGUGUUUUUAUAACGUUGUGUGAUUUAAUACUUGCCUACACAACUCUAAAAAUGUUGAUCUGCUGCAUGGAUAACUGCGAAUUCAACAAUAUAAUCAGUAGUGACGAUGAGAAUGUUAGGUGCUGGCUCUGUGACGAAUAUGCCCAUAUCAAGUGCGCAGGCAUAUCUGAAAAUAUACUGGACCUAAUGGAAAUGAAAAGUGGUCUCAAAUGGUCCUGUGAAGACUGCAGAGUGAUAAAGUCCCAAAUGGGAAGGUAUAUGAGGCAAACACGAAUGGAAAUCAGUGAGCUCUUCAGCGAAGUUCGAGCUGUUCAUGAAAAGUAUUUGAAAUUGGAAUCUGCCUUUUCAUCUCAUUUACUAGGUUGUCAGAUGUCUUCUGUUUCUGGGGACACUGUUUCGCAGCCAGUGAAACAAGAUAAAUCGAAUUCUGGGGAUACUGUUACUGAGGAGAAAAUUAAAUUUGCGGAGACAUUAGAUGUCGCACAUUCUGGAUAUGCUACUGUGAAGGAGCCUUCGGUUAAUAACUGGCAUCAAAAUUCGGCUCCUGUGGCACUACCCAUUAUACCUAUCCCUGAUAUCCUGAGAGCGGUUCCUCCAAUGAAGGCUGUCUUCGUCUCCAGGCUUACCACAUCAACUACUGAGGACGCCCUUAAACACUACAUAGUUGCAAAACUUUCUUAUCCCGAUCCCGAUGACAUAGUUGUUAGAAAAAUAUAUAAUAAACAGAGACGAAAGAUUUCAUCGUUUAAGGUCCUGGCACCUGAUCUCAUAUAUAACAGGAUCUUAAGUCCUGAAUUCUGGCCAGAUCAUAUUGUUGUGCAUGAGUUCCAAAAAAAACAUGAUCUUAAAACAAAUAAUUUGUAAUCCCAAUAUAUUUUUUGU
This is a messenger RNA of Drosophila suzukii, 1452 nucleotides long. Lineage: Eukaryota; Metazoa; Arthropoda; Insecta; Diptera; Drosophilidae. The record is from RefSeq and is a predicted model, not a curated record.